This is a messenger RNA of Trichosporon asahii var. asahii CBS 2479, 2202 nucleotides long. RefSeq lists its product as uncharacterized. The record is from RefSeq and is a predicted model, not a curated record. The transcript has 13 exons. NCBI's taxonomy places the organism in Eukaryota, Fungi, Basidiomycota, Tremellomycetes, Trichosporonales, Trichosporonaceae. Bases 1 to 2202 code for a protein of 733 amino acids.
AUGCCGGCGACGAGGGGCAAGAAGAGGCAGCCCGGCCAGCUCUCGCUGGACGAGCUGUUCGCCCGUCAGCAGCCUCGGGCCGCAUCAACAAGCACCGCCGCCCGCUCGCACACCAAGAACAACACCCCGGUGAUGUCAAGCACUGGGCCAACCACAAACUCUUCUGGCCGCUCAGCUUCAGACGGCCUGUCGGCCGUCACAGCCAUCGACCUGACUAAGACCAGCGCGUCGUCGCGCGCCAAGCGUCGCGUGGCAGGAACCGCCGACGACGCCGACGCCCCUCCUGCCAAGAAAAUCAAGGCGAUCGCGCCCGCACCUGCCGACCCCCACCCCGUGGCGGCCCCCUCGUCCGCCACCCUCGCGCCCAUCACCGGCGCACGCAAGGCGACCGACGAGAGCUCUACGUCUAAGUCGCCCCUCGCCGCAGCGCGCACCGCCCCCAGCUGGGUCGCCGCAAAUGGGCCCCCUCGAGCCGCCCAGACUCCCCGGUCGCCGAUCCGUACCAUCGCGCUCGACGAGAACGAGCCGCCCUUUGCACCACACGCACAGCCAACAGCUCGCUCCCCUCGCGCCUCAAUCCAGGGCAUUUUCUCCCCUAGCAGCGGUCAGCCGAACUUCGUUUCUGGCGCGCGUAUCGCAGAAGGAGCUGUAUCAGCUCUCCCGAGCGUACUCAAGCACCCCAUCUCGGGGACCAACGCCGGUAUCGGCUCGCCAAAAUACACAACAUCGAGCCGCAAGCGAAGCCUUGUGACAGGCGAGGACAUCUUCCCUGUCGGCGACCCGUUCGAGUCUAAGCACCAGGAUACCAAGGGUAAGUUGGAGGAGAACGAUGAUGAGGCGAUCAGCUCCAAGCAAUGCAUGCCCAAGGGACUCUCAAGGGAGCCGACGCUCGCUCCGAUGGUCAUUGGAUAUGCUAGCUUAGAGCUUGGUGCCCCUCCUCGUGGCCGGCUGGACGUUACGGCUGUCAACGGUACGCCCCGGCUGAACGCCGGCGCGUUGAUUCCGCUUCUCUCCUCUUACCCUACCUCAUCGACAACACACGCGCCGCCAGUUCUCAGCACGCACCCCGCUACCUCAACCGAAGACUCUCCACCUCGGAUCACUCAUAACUCCCGCGUGUGGUCUAAGUCUGUGCCCACCACCAGCGGCGCCGCUUCUUCUUCUGCCCCCGCGAGUAUCGUGACGUCCCGCUCGCUUGUUCGUUCUGCACCCUCGCCAACUUCACUGUCGACGUCCACGGCGUCGGUCUGUGACUUCACAUAUCAGGCACUGCGCCUGAAUCUCGACUGCGCCGAUCUGUAUGUCUUCAGCGGCAUGGUGAAGCGCCGUAUGGACAAAUAUGGAAUCAAGAUAAAGCUGAACGGACCCGAGCCGCAACUCGUCAAAGGGAACCUUGAGGACCUCAAGAUCGGAGGCCGGCUGUGGACCGACUUGAAUGGAUGGCCGCGAGAACAACUCCUCCUGCGUGACGAGGAGAAACGGCAUCAAUCGAAUGCUUGCCACAUGAGUCUUCGGCUGCUCUGCGGCUUGAUCUACUGGCGCAGGUCUGCUAAGAGAGAGGUUUCCAGGGCGAAGGCGGAGAACAGGCUCCCAAUCGCGGUGCUACCAGGGUGCACAUGUCGUAUCCCGGAAACGGGGAUCCUUCUCCCUUUCUGCCAAUCAAGCGAGGCGACCGAGAUCCUGCUGGAGGGCAUCAAGCGUAUGACUAGCAUGGAGCGGAAGCGCCGCAAGAGCUGGGAUCGCAUCCUGGUCGGGAGGAUCAAAGCCUCGCCCAAGCUGAGGGACGACUCGACUCUACGCGAGAUGACGCUCCGAAUCAUGCCCACCACCAGCGGAGCAGACUGCCAGCAGCGCUGCCUCCUCUUUUUCCAUCUCACAAGGGACCCUCCGUCGUCCGGCGUCAGGGGCACCGUUGACUACCAGCUCAAGCAGACUAAGAAGCCGAAGUAUGGUUCGCUCUUCGGUGGGACUCUAACGCUCAAAGCUUCGCGCUGGGCACCAGCCGUUGUCGCAGCCUAUGCCCGCGCAUACCCCGGCCGCAGUCUCCCGGACGGCAGCAGAACAGCACAAAAGUCGGACGGGCCCAGCGGCCCGGGGGCGUCGUCGAGCCAGCCGAAGAAAAAACGCGCCCCGGCCACUCGCAAGGCUGGGUUGAACAACAAGAAACGCGACCCAGCGCGCAAGAUCAAGGCUUCCAAGUAA